AAUUGUAAAGAAGCACCGUGCCCAAACUGUAGAAAUGUUAGUCAAUGAAGCAGAAAAUUUAAACAAAUAAAAAAUAUUGGUCUCUCCCAUACAUGGAGAAAAAUUAUUGGUUUUUCAACGAUAAGAAAGUGACAGUCAUGUUCCCUAGGCUCUCCUCGUCCACGCUCUAACAGAAUCUUGAUGCCCCCCUCGGCCUCCGGCUUCUCCUCUCCCACUUGUACUCACUCACCUUUACCCACUUAUAUAAAUGUUUAUCUACCCCACUUGCACGGAUCUUUUUCUUUUAAGUCUCCCAGGAAUCAACAAAGCAACGAAGGAAAAAACACUCACCCACAGCACAACUGCCAUUAAGCCCCAAACUUACCAAAACUGAACAAAAGUUGCAGGGUCGUUUGUGGUAAUGUUGGAUAUGUGAUUUGCAUGUUGAAGAACAACUAUGGUAUUUCAGCUUCUCUUUGAAAGAAAUAAAUUGGUCCUUUCUUGGAUCUUGAGGAUAAAAAGUCAAUCCCCGGAUUGAGGGUCUCCAAGACCAAAAGAUGAGUCUUGCAUGUCUGGUGUGCCAUAGUGUGGAAAGUCCAUCACACUCUUUUAGGAGUUACUCUGUUUCAAGUUCAGACAACGAGGGAAGAUGUUCGGCCAUUGCUAACUGCCUGGCCAGGAAGUCAUCUCUUCCGGCUGCGAGAACAACUGUAACAUCAACAUCCAAAGUGACCCCACAACCAAAUUUUCAGAACAGCGUUGGAAUAGCAGGUCCCCCACGGCUGGUGCGUAGUCGAGCUGUAACAAGGGAUCUUGUGAGAGACUGGAAUUUCGAUGAGGUUGUAAUGGAGCGCUAGUUUGUUUUAUUUGAGGUAGGAGAGUGUGGAGGUCUCUCCGCUUGGGAUAGUGUUAGAACCUUUAUUUUUGCCUCUCUAUUUUGUAUUAGUUUGCUAUGGAUGCAACUGAACUUUUCUGCUUGAAGAGUUUGAGCAUAUGUAUCAAAUCUGAGUACUAUUGAAUGUGAAAAACUUAUCACAUUGCCUUGCUGUUAUCUGUCUGUUGGUUUAUUUGUUUAGAUUUUGGUACAGCAUGGCUUCCUUAUCCUACUACAAUUUUGGGUCAGACAGGUUGGAAUCAAGAGAGUAUGCAUCAGCCCUCGUGAUAGAGCAGGGCAUACCCUGUUUUAUGUUCCUUGCGCCAGCUGGGAAGUACACUUCAUUACCCCCUUAAUAGGGAGAGGUAUAAGCGAGCCGA
Molecule: messenger RNA, 1233 nt
Organism: Durio zibethinus
Lineage: Eukaryota; Viridiplantae; Streptophyta; Magnoliopsida; Malvales; Malvaceae
Product: PyrD
Source: RefSeq, a predicted model, not a curated record